AGGCGGGCGGGGACAGACUGGGGCAGCAGCCGGGGGCAACGUGGUGGAAGAUAGGCGCGGGGUGGACCUGCUUCUAAAAGCGAGGCAACAGCUGCCUUUAUCUAUACGUGUAUGCCUUUAGCGUGGCUGAUAGUGCGGUAGUUAGGCGGGGCGGCGCGGGCAGAAGUCUGAGGAGUGCGUGGAGUUUAUUGAGCAAACGUCAGAGCCGCGCUCUGUAGAGCGCUGAGGGAAAAUAAAACCAAAGAAACAAAAGGGAAACCCGAGCUUUCACCGAGUUUUCUUUUUUUUUUUGCUCCCGCUCUUUAAAAAAAAAAAAAAAACGACACAAAAUGUCUGAAGUUAAGGAGAGGAAAAAAGGUCUUCCUUCAUCCAAGAGCGACGAAGUUUCCCAGAAGCUCAAAAAGCACAGCAGCCGUGGGAAGGUGGUGAGCCACAGCCAGAACUCUGCUGGGAUGGACUCACGGAUGGCCUUGGGUGUGAUUUCUGUCUCUGCCUGCUUGGUGCUGGCCUGGUUACUGUUUCAGCAGUCGAGUCGAUUUGCUGAUAUGGAAAAAAGGUACAAUUUCUUGCAGCAAGAAGCUGAAAGAUUCCUGGACAUGGAAAAUAAAGUUAGCUUAAUUUCUGAAAAGCUUGAGUCUUCUGACAGUAUCCUACAAGAAUCUGCCUCAUCCAUCUCUGUGAUGACUGAGUUUGAGCAGCAAGUGUCUUCUCUUCAUAACACCAUAAGAGAGAUUGAGACCAAUGAAGAGACUCUAUUUAUAAAGAUGCAAGGCAUUAAUGAGAAGUUCCAAAAUAUUACGAAUUCCUGGAGAAGAAGCAUGGAUGAAAUGAACACGAACACUAGUGGCAUAAAAUCUGAAGCAAAGUUCAUACAUACAGAAGUUACUUCCCAGAUAAAUAAAGUUGACCAAAGAAUUAAAUCCCUUUCAGAAAGAUUAAAAGACUUGGAAGACAGUACAGCCAGAAAUAUUAAAACAGUAAAAAGGCAAGAAGAUGAUGAAUUUGCUAGAGUUGAACAAAAGUUGGACUCGCAUGCAACGGCAAUUGAAAAACUAGAAGAAGAGCUGAACAGUCUGUUCGCCAAGAACACAGACCUGAAUCAGAAACUUGCAGCCUAUGAACCUAAAAUUGAGGAGUGCAAGACCCAUUUGCCAAAAAUCGAAAAUGCUAUUCAUUCUAUCCUUAGAUUAUCAAGUGAAUUGCUAAGUAUGGAGAAGAAGAUAGAGAACUUGGCAACACAGCUAUCUACUGUGGAAAGUAAUAUGUUGAAAACUGUCUCUGAUACAGCGGCGAUGCAGAACGUUCUUGACGGUGCACAGUACAAUGACAGCAUAUCAAAACUGCAAAAUAAAACAGCAGUUAUAGAAGAAGUAGUACGUGACAUGGAAGUAUCUUCAGGUGCUGAAGGAAUAACUUUAGAAGGCUAUAAGUUAGAAAGUGACCAAGAUGGGGAUAAGUGAAUUUGGACUUAAGG
Messenger RNA from Lagopus muta (rock ptarmigan), 1474 nucleotides. Its product is annotated as inhibitor of nuclear factor kappa-B kinase-interacting protein-like. The coding region runs from base 330 to 1460 and encodes 376 amino acids. The transcript is spliced from 4 exons. The record is from RefSeq and is a predicted model, not a curated record. Lineage: Eukaryota; Metazoa; Chordata; Aves; Galliformes; Phasianidae.